Messenger RNA from Salvelinus fontinalis (brook trout), 1932 nucleotides. RefSeq names its product replication termination factor 2-like. Gene Ontology annotation, biological process: mitotic DNA replication termination; site-specific DNA replication termination at RTS1 barrier. The transcript is spliced from 9 exons. The record is from RefSeq and is a predicted model, not a curated record. NCBI's taxonomy places the organism in Eukaryota, Metazoa, Chordata, Actinopteri, Salmoniformes, Salmonidae. Gene Ontology annotation, cellular component: nucleus. Bases 16 to 1062 code for a protein of 348 amino acids.
GUGGAACAUUGAGAGAUGUUCUUUGAAUAUUCUUUGUUUAUUUUACAACCAGCCUGUUUGGAUUUUCACCGAGCAAAAUUAGCAGGCCAUUCCAAGAAAUCACCUUUUGUGCUCUUUGUCAAAAUGGGAUGUGAUGGUGGAACUAUUCCUAAAAGGCAUGAGUUGGUGAAAGGCCCAAAGAAAGUUGAGAAGGUUGACAAAAAUGCAGCGCUUGCUGCUCGGUGGAAGUAUUGUGCUCUCAGCACGGAGAAACUCCGGAGCCCAAUUGUUACUUGUGAUCUGGGAAGACUUUAUAACAAAGAUGCCGUGAUUGAAUUCCUUCUGGAUAAAUCCGCAGAUAGACCCAACAGCGAGGUUGUAUCACACCUUCGUGGCAUUAAGGACAUAAAGGAGCUGAACCUGACUGACAACCCAGCCUGGGAAGGCGAGAGGAGGAACACCAAAGGGGACCGCUACGAGGACAUGCACUGUGCCAUGUUCAUCUGUCCUGUGGUGGGCCUGGAGAUGAACGGCAAACAUAGGUUCUGUUUUCUGCGUACCUGUGGUUGUGUGUUUUCCGACCGGGCCCUGAAGGAAGUCAAGACUGAGAUAUGUCACAAGUGUGGCGACCCGUUCAAAGAAGAAGACCUCGUCGUCCUCAACGGGACCAAGGAGGAGGUGGAGAAACUGAGGAAGAUAAUGGAGGAGAAGAGAGCCAAGGCCAAGGCAACAAAGAAAUCAAAGAAGAGCAAAUUUGCUGAGGCUGUUUCCAAGCCAUCAGAGUCAAAAGAAAAUCCAGACUCCAGCGAAACCGUUUUUGCAGAGGGCAAAACUUCAACAGAAAAUGGAGAAGAGCGCAGCCAGCCAGCAGUCCCUGGGCCCUCUGGUUCUUCCAGCUCCUCCAAGGUGAUCAAACCCUUGGCGGCAUCCGGAAGCUUGGCGGAAUCCGGGAGCAAGAGGUCCAUCCAGUCCAUGGAAGAGAAGUCGGAGACGUACAAAUCUCUCUUCACCAGCCACAGUUCAGCCAAGCGCACCAAAGCCCAGACAUCCAACUGGGUUACCCACACCCCCUACCACUUCUAAAUGACCCCACCACCCCUUUAAAUAACCCUUUAUUUGAAGGGUACCUAAAAAAAAAAUAUAUAUAUUAUAAUCUAUACUUAAUGCAUUCAUGAGCACAUGACCGUUUCAUAAAUGCUUAUGUCAACAACGGCAAGUUGAAAUAUGCAGUAUAAGUGCACAUUUCUGUGACAAAGGGAAUAUCAACUUGCUACUGCUUAUGAAUGUGUUGUAUGUAGGUGGAGCCCUUGUGGUGGUGUCAUUUUAAUAAAGUGUUACUGAAUUAGACAGAUUACUUUUUCUUGUAGGUAUCCUUGGCUCAGGCUGGUGAAUCAAUACAUGUGCUAUAGGUUAGGGUUACUAAUUCUCCUUUUCCUUUUUCUAUGAAUUGGCUGUAUUAUAUGUUGGUCUUAUCUAGGUUAUCUAUCUAGUUGUUUUUUUUAUAGAUGUGGAUUACUAUGAUUCAUCUUUAGAUUAUGGUUUGCUAUGCAAUAUAUUAUAAAAAUGUUUAGAAAUUAUAUUACAAGGACUUAGUUUAUAGAAAGUGGAAUAGUGAGUUUCCUGCAUUCUAGCUGUUUGGGGUUUUAGGCUGGGUCUCUGUACAGCACUUCGAGACAUUAGCUGAUGUACGAAGGGCUAUAUAAAAUAAACUUGAUUGAUUGAUUGAUUGUUUAUUCAAAACAUCUUAUUGCUUAUGUAAGUAAACAGUGUUUAUACUCUAUUGACAUCUCCUCCAAAUAACUUGUCAGCAAUCAAAAUAUAGAUUGAUAUAAACAUUUUAAUGUUCAUAUUUGAUUUUUAUUUAAACGGAUACCCUUUAAAUACUUUUCCCAUGCAUGUUUGUUCAACCCUCAACCCAAACAAUGUCAAAAUAAAGUAUUUUUUCCUUAAAAA